Molecule: messenger RNA, 441 nt
Organism: Aspergillus chevalieri
Lineage: Eukaryota; Fungi; Ascomycota; Eurotiomycetes; Eurotiales; Aspergillaceae
Exons: 1
Coding region: 1-441 (146 amino acids)
Biological process (GO): copper ion homeostasis
Cellular component (GO): membrane
Molecular function (GO): ATP hydrolysis activity; ATP binding; P-type divalent copper transporter activity
Source: RefSeq, a predicted model, not a curated record
AUGCUGGCCGUCGCCGACCCCGUCCGAUUAGAAGCCAAAAAUAUACUUCAAGCCCUACGGGAUCGAAAGAUUGCGGUAUGGAUGAUCUCCGGCGACAACCCAACGACUGCACACGCAAUAGGCAAGACCGUCGGAAUUCCACCUGAGAACAUCAUCGCUGGCGUCCUACCCGAGCAACAAAAAACCGACAAGAUCCAAUACCUCCAGAAGACCCUCCAUGGAACAGGAACGACCUCCAAACGCGCGCUCAUAGCCAUGGUUGGCGAUGGAAUCAACGACUCCCCGGCGCUGACAGUCGCCGACGUGGGCAUUGCCAUUGGAUCCGGCUCCGACAUUGCUAUCUCCUCUGCCGAAUUUGUCUCGGUUACUUCGUGUCUUGGGUCUUUGCUUACAUUAUCGAUCUCAGUCGGGUUGUGUUCCGACGGAUCAAGUUUAACUUGA